Messenger RNA from Alternaria alternata, 1797 nucleotides. RefSeq lists its product as hypothetical. NCBI's taxonomy places the organism in Eukaryota, Fungi, Ascomycota, Dothideomycetes, Pleosporales, Pleosporaceae. The transcript has 2 exons. Bases 1 to 1797 code for a protein of 598 amino acids. The record is from RefSeq and is a predicted model, not a curated record.
AUGUGUCGGAUAGAGGAGCGCAUCGAGUACAGCCCUGAUGGGCGACCCAUGACAUCUUCUCGGGCCCGCCUGUGCGAGAAAGCACGCGAUAGAAAACCAUGCCGGGACGCAGUGGUCAUACCCUAUCGAUACAACCCCAAGAGAGGCUCCCCAGGCCGCGACGACACGCCAUCCCCGAUAAACCCACCAACUCCUACUGGCAGUGGAACAUACCUAGUUCAAACACGUCGCCCAUCGGGCAGUGGCAGCCGCCCUUCUACUCGGGAUGGCCAACGGCCCAUCAGCACUGAGAUUAUCAUUGGGUUUGGUUCCAAGAAAGACAAGACCAAAAAAUACCCAUCGAUCUCUGUCUCCAGCAAACCGUUUGACCGGUCUUCCCUCGGCUCCAGAGGAUCUCACGAAGCAGUCAUUGAGCCGGUAGGCUCCGAUGCCUCAUACCCUCUACGAACAGGCUUUCCAGAGGCACCUCUGCCUCCAACGGCAACUUUUGAUAAUCCCAAUAACUAUCUUGCCACUCCCACCAUGUCCUACGGAUAUCGUCCUUCGCAUGUUCCGUCAGCAUCUUCCAGCCAAACACCAUCGCUCUAUGCAGACGAUGACCCACCGGCUAGGCCGCGGAAUUCAAGACAUCCUGCCACUAUCAUCCACAACCCGCCUCCUGUCACUCCAUCCUCGCCGUCUCAGCGCCCGACUGGAAUGUCAUCUAGCUCAUACCGGACCUCAAAUGUCGUUCCACGAGACUCCUACCAGAACCCACUUGACAACGACGUCUUUGCCGACAACUCCUCGUACAGUGGCUCAAGUAUUCCUGAAGUCAAUCGUCGUUCCAAGAACGGUGACGAGCGACAGAGGCAGCCCAAAUCUAGCCGACGUCAAGAGGAGUCUGAGCGACAGGCAGCUGAAGAAGCUGCGAAAGCUGAAAGGGAGAACGAAAGGCAUGUGCGUUUCGAACUUGGCCGUGCAGACAGUCGCGCGAAAGAAAGGGCAGAAAAGCACCUAGCUGAGAAGGAAAAGGACCGAGCAGUAGCCAGAGAGGAGUCUCGCCGUCUCAAAGAUGAAGAACGUCGUCUCAAGGAAGAAGAGCGUUUGCGACAAGAGCAGAAAGAUCUCGAGAAGGCAGCGAGAGACCGGAAGAAGGAGCGGUCGAAGCCUCCAACAACCGACUACUCAAGCAAACGACCAUCUGCAGGACGCAGAAUGUCCUCAACCAUGACGCCAGCUCAGUUAGCCGACCAGCAACGCCUGAUCGAAUUUGAGAAGGCGCAGAUGCGUAGUGAGAGGCAGAUUGCAGAAGCUCGAGAACGAGAUGAACUAGUGGCGGCAAAUCUCAAGAGCCAACAGGAGAAACCUGGCUACUGGGACCCGCGUGGCGGCGACCGCUCGCUUUCAAAUCGACGAGAGUCAAUGACUCGCCACGAUAGCGUUACCUCGCGUCCAGCCGACUCGAGAAAACGUGCGCCUCCACCGUUGUCGUUUCCGAAGAACUUUAACCAGGAAUACGCUACUAGGCCGUCGUCAUCUAGACGCCCUUCGUCCAGUGGUCAGGAGAAUCCCUUCGCAGCUUCAUCUAUGAUGUCGCCUUCCGUAACAUCGCAAGAUCCAUGGGACUUGCGCAACGUCGAAAGUGCGCUCCCGACCCCUCGAUUGCAGAAUGAUAGCCGUUACGGUACGACGCAGACUCAAAGCUAUGUCGAUCCCUUCGCAACAGAUUCUGACAGUCCAUCGGGUGAUUACAUCCAGCCUGCUUAUGCGUCGCGCACAGGACUGAGUCGUAAAGGAUCGAAGAGGAAGCAUUGA